AUGGAGACAUCGUCAUUCGUGGAGGAGAGCUACCAAGAGGAGUCCCACGGUCUCCUGCCACAAGAAGGCUACCAGCAGAGCUACACCACCCUUCAAGGUUCUAACACCCGCCCCCUUAAGCAAAGUGACCCUGCAACUGCUGUUACGGCGGAGCUGACAAGCACCAUUCGAGCCUCUGAUGGUCUUCAUCCUCUCAGUCCUGAGGCGCUUUCAAAGCUGGAAGUGGUGAUACGAGGUAGUCAGCACUCUCUGGUCCCUCCGCCUCCACCACCUCAACAGCAGUAUAUGCACCAACACCAUUUGAAAAGAUCCUUCUCAACUGUGGAGGCCUCUGAUUUUGACCAAGUGAUGUUCGGAACCACGUCUACGGUUCGUGGCAUUAGUAGUGGGGCGGAAAAGCUGCAACAACAAGAUUCAUUCGUUACCACCCGGAAUCCCUUGAAUGGAGAAACGAUACUCCAUCUUGCUGCUCGAAUGAAUGUUGGCGCAAGAGCAAUUCGUCGGCUUUGUGGAACUCUGGUUUCUGAAGAGGGUUCUGCGGCUUCAGCUGAGAAGACUCUCGCUCUUCUCUGCUUGGAUAAAGAUGGUAGAUCUCCUCUAACAGCCUCGGCAGCUACUGACGGUCUCGAAACUACCACUGCCCUAUAUCGGUUGGAAAGAGAGGCGAUUACCUGCAGUAGAAGUGCUGCAAGUUCCCAGUCUGUACCUCCGGCAUCCACCACAGAGGGUGCAGGAGUUUCAGGUGAAAAACCUUCCACAGAAGCUCGACGUCGUACAAGA
Molecule: messenger RNA, 780 nt
Organism: Hydatigera taeniaeformis
Lineage: Eukaryota; Metazoa; Platyhelminthes; Cestoda; Cyclophyllidea; Taeniidae
Source: the annotation of a GenBank genome assembly